AGUAGAUCUCUGGAAAUAAUUCUGCAGUGAGAAGAUGGUCAAAGGGGAGACCAGCUGAAGCUUAUAGGGAUUUGAGGGAUGGCUUCUUUUUUACUAACCUUCCUAAACCUUGUCCUGCUUUAUCAAGACACUCUGACCAUCCAUCCUGGCUAUUCGAUUUCAGUGCCUGAGAAAGUCUUUGUUGAACUGAAUCAUUGCAUUGAUGUGCCCUGCACGUUCACAGUUCCUGAAUGGUACUCCAAAAGCUCCUCGCCCUUGUACGUCUAUUGGUUUAAGAGUUCGAAGAGACGUUACUAUAUGUUGUGGAUCAACAUCUGGGUAUCAGGAGAACUGAUGGUCACCAAUGACUUAAGACAGAAAGCCGAAAUUACCGAUUUUAAGCUGACAGGAGACCCAAGGAAAGGCAGCUGCUCCUUCAGCAUUGCAAAUGCCCAGUUCGAGGACUCGGGCAAGUACUACCUGAGAAUUGAUAAAGGACCAGGAUUUAGGCAUGCAUUUGUAUCGCCUAGUACACAACCUCACACAAAUCCCCAAAUUGUGGUGACAGAUAUCAAGAAGCCAAUAAUUUGGAAGCCUUCUUCCUUUCUCUGGGGAGAAACCGUCGUUUUCAGCUGUGUGAAACCGGAUUGCUGCUUGAAACCUAAGCCUCAGAUCCUCUGGUCCUUGAAACCAAGCCAAUGGAACUUUUCUGAUUGGGCCAUCCAACAGAGCAGAUGGUCCUGGACCUAUGGAGCAAACCUCAGCUUCGUACCCUCUUUAGAUAAUGAAGGGUUAAUCCUCAUUUGUUAUUUAAAGUAUCCUACCACAACGAAACUCAUACAAAAUGCUGUCCAGCUUCACAUGGCAUAUAGUCCUCAAGUCAGGGUCAUUCAUAUUUGUAAGUAUGACAGCAAUGGCACCACCGUUUGUUCUUGUGCCUUCCACUCUUGGCCUCCACCACAGAUCCAGUGGUACUUGAACCACCAACAUUUAAUCAAGAACAUCACCUCCGACGAUGUAAACAUCACAUUCUCAAUUCGAGGCAACACUGGCGUCAGUUCCUUACAUCUCCUAGGAAAUAAAUUAAAUUCCUAUAUAAUCACUUGCAGAGGCAUAAAUCCUAUUGGAUUCUCCAAUUUGAAGAUGCUGUCUCUUCCAGACAAGACAGUGAAGACGCUGCAAAAUGUUCAACUUCCUGCAAUUAUUCUUGGAACAUGUGUAAUACUUUUACUCUUGAUAGUCAUGCUUUACUACUUCUCUGAUCGCCUAUGUCGAGAUUGAUCGAAAUAGAAAAAGAUCUAGUCCAGAAAUUGUGUCUCCACAGAAUGAAAAAUGAACCAGGCCACACAGCCAGCGAGAUAAAUCUCAGGAUAAAUGCUUCCCCUCAUUACAUCCGGAACCUCUGACGCUUUUUAUCUGCGUGUCUGUGUACAA
Molecule: messenger RNA, 1413 nt
Organism: Crotalus tigris (Tiger rattlesnake)
Lineage: Eukaryota; Metazoa; Chordata; Lepidosauria; Squamata; Viperidae
Product: sialic acid-binding Ig-like lectin 12
Exons: 7
Coding region: 79-1260 (393 amino acids)
Source: RefSeq, a predicted model, not a curated record